Molecule: messenger RNA, 2589 nt
Organism: Symbiodinium necroappetens
Lineage: Eukaryota; Dinophyceae; Suessiales; Symbiodiniaceae
Source: the annotation of a GenBank genome assembly
AUGAAAUUCGUGGCCCUGUUGCCGACCCAGCUUUAUUUUCUUUUUCCUCUUCGCAGCUCCAGUUCAUUCAGCUGUGAGCGGAAGUUGUAUGCAAUGCCCCUGGAAGAAGCAGAGGAGAGGGUUCCUAGUUUUCGCAGGUGCAGUGUUACAACUUAUGCUUGGCGGCUCCAGCAAGAGCUCUCUGCGAGCGUGUGCGCCACAAAUGUGGUUGAUGAAGCCGAUGUGAUAGUGGUGCCUGGUUACACGUUUGUUGAUUGCCACUGGCCUCACUACCACCACGAUGCAUGCAAACGAGAGGGGACUUAUUUUCGAAAAGGAGAGAUCUGCCACGACCAUCAGACCAUGAAGGAUUAUUCAACACUCCGUAAAGAACCAGAUUUCGCUGCAAAGAUUCUUGCCUUGGUCGACUCUGGCACCCCGGAUGAUCCUCAUGGGUUUCCAGAUCGCCAGUUGUCUCAGCACCCAGGCUUUAUCAUCAUGCGGCUCGGUUUGGGGACUUGGGCUGACCGCCCCGGCAUCAACAUAGCCUUGCCCUCUGGCCCUACCCCGAGAUGUUCCAGUCCGACGUCCAAGAAGUCAAUGCUGGAACCCCUCAACAUGAAAAGGUAUCUGGUAACCUUCAAAGGCUAUUUGUCACGGAACCCACGGCGACUUGCCGCGGCAAAGCUGCAUCACAACGACGUCGAUGUCAUCAUUGUGGACAGCCAAGAUUCCCACUACGACUUUGACGAUUUACUCUAUUCUUCCGUUUUCGGCCUUGUCCUGGAGGGUGAUGCUCUCUUCACUUUUCGCCUCAACGAGGUAAUUUGCUCCGGUUCUAUUCCCGUCCUGGUGUCCAGCUCGCAAGUCCCUCCUUUGCAAGAUCUGGUUCCCUUCGAGACGUAUGGUGUGAUGGUCGCGGACGACGAGCUUCCAGAGCUAGUCGCAAGGUUGCGUGCACUGGGUGUGACUGUCCGCUCGCAGCUGAGACGCGAAGCUGCCGAGGUGUGCAACAGCUACUUAAAGACUUUCGAGCUGCAAGCUGCAGCCGUAGCGAAACAGCUCUCACGGCGUCCCUCAAAAGCUCCGUCGUCUCCGAGCUGCGCCUCGGGGAGGCAGGCCCUGGCCUUCUACGUGCUGAGCUUUGCAGAGACCGAACGCCUAGCGCCUGAGCUCGAGUUCUGCCAAGUGUACGGGUACGCUGCCCGUUUGCACCGUGCUUUCGGAGCCAUUCGGGGCAUCUCGCGAACUUGCAUGGUGCGGCAGCUUGACGAGGCCGCUGUUGUGCUUGUCCCUGGGUUCUCUACCCGGCGGCAGCAUGAGUGGCUGGAGACACGGUUCCAAGAGGAUUGCUCUGAAGCGGUGGUGCUGCAUGCGUACCGGAAGCUCCGGUCUCAGGAGGACCUCCGCGGCAAGCUGCUGGUUCUGCUUGAUGCUGGUGAUUUCAGCAUCCCAGAAGAUCAGGACAUGGCGUGGCUGCGGAUCGGUCCGAGUCGAAGCUCCUUCAGACUGCAGCGCGAUUUGGCGAUUCCAUCAGAGCCCACGCUUUUGGCGUCAAGACCCGAGAGCUUGCGGUCAUUCCUCGAGCCAGUGGACAUGAAGCGCUACUUCCUUUCCUUUAAAGGCCGAUUACGGGAAGUGGGGCUUCCCGAGACUGUUGGAUACCGAGGAAAGCAUGUCGUCGUGGUGGAUGAGGCUGAUGCACGCUACGACUUGCAGUAUCUGCUGCUGCACUCGGCCUUUAGCCUCCUUGCGGAUGUUUCCGCCUUCAAUGAUGUCGUUUGUUCCGGCAGCAUUCCGGUGAUGAUGGUCCAUGACUGGGUAACGCCUUUCGAGGGCUUCACGAACUUUGAGACGUACGGCCUCCGGCUUCGAAGUGGUCUGGCCCUGCCAGAUCUCAUAGACAAGCUGGAAGCGGAGGUGGCCGAUCAUGCGAAGAUGUACGUAUUGCGUGAAAACGCGCGCACUCUUUGCAACAGAGCUUUGCAGAGCUACGAGGUACAAGCAUCUGCCAUCUUGGAGGCAUUUGCAAAUCCAACCCGAGCGAUUGAACCAAGGCAGGACGCGAUACAGCAGACCUUGCACUGUAAGGACCGCAUCAUGCUUCUCUCAAACAACAUGCUUUACAGAGCCUCCGAAACGAGAUCGCACAGUCUGACACGAAAUUGGUACAUGGUGAGCCCAGGUCCUUACAUCUGGUUGACGGCCUACAGGGACGUAGUUUUCGCAGUUUAUUCCGAUUACAUGGUCUACAGAUUUCCCACCGCACUCCGGAAAGUUUGGAGACACUCCAAGUGGAAAAACCCUGCGUGGAAGUGGGAACUCGCUGCAGAUGGCAGCGUAACGGCGAUUGCCAUAAGCGACGGCAUCAUGUAUGGCGUUGGCUUAGACGACAAUAUGUACUAUCAGGCCCUCGACAGCAUGACACCACAAAGCCACUGGGCACUCGUGGGCCUGAGUAAGCCCAUGCCCUUUCAAGGCUUAGCAUCGCUGCAAGGAACCAUUUAUGGAGCCCACGGCAAUCAAAUCUAUGCCCUGAACCUCACGGGUCGCCACUGGGACCUCUCGGCCAGGCAAUACCUACCUGGUGACUUUCGACAUCUGCUUUGA